This is a messenger RNA of Emiliania huxleyi CCMP1516, 591 nucleotides long. RefSeq lists its product as hypothetical. NCBI's taxonomy places the organism in Eukaryota, Haptophyta, Isochrysidales, Noelaerhabdaceae. The coding region runs from base 1 to 591 and encodes 196 amino acids. The record is from RefSeq and is a predicted model, not a curated record. The transcript is spliced from 2 exons.
AUGGCACCGACGCAGCUCAGCAUUGUGCUGGAGGGUCUGCUCAACGAACUCGGGACAGCCGACCUCAGUACGCUCGAGGCCAUGCUCAAGCACGAUACAGGCGCAGUGCUCGACGCGAUCCGAAGCACCGCUGCAGCCGCAGAGGCUGGUGCGGCGGCUUAUGCCAGCUCGGCCACGAGCAAUGCUGAGUUGGAAGAGAAGUUGCGGUCACAGACCAAGGAGCUCGCUUCUGAGCAGCGCUCUGCGAGCGCUGUGAAGAAGGCGCUCGCAUCGGCGCGGGCUGAGCUUGCUGCGGCACAAGAGCGUAGGCGUUCCGACCGCGACAACCUGAGGACAGCGCAGCAGGCUGCUAAACGCGACAUCAAAGCGGCCGAGCGGAUGGCCGACGAGGUAACACACGCAGCUCGAGCUGAUUUUGAGUGGCGUAUCGGCGAGAUGCGGGCCAAGAUGCAGGCCGAGCUGCGCGAGCAGCUCGACGCGCUGCAGAUUUCGAUGGAGGCAGAGGCGAGGCGCGCUGAUGCCGCAGAGGCGGAGAGGUCAAGGCUGUACGACAAGAUGGAGGGGAUUAUAUGCGCACGCGACAGAGGUUGA